Messenger RNA from Larimichthys crocea (large yellow croaker), 1578 nucleotides. Its product is annotated as arginine-glutamic acid dipeptide repeats protein-like. The record is from RefSeq and is a predicted model, not a curated record. The transcript has 3 exons. Bases 224 to 1501 code for a protein of 425 amino acids. NCBI's taxonomy places the organism in Eukaryota, Metazoa, Chordata, Actinopteri, Sciaenidae.
UCACUCUUCAACCUGAACACACACUGUUCACUUGUGUCUGGAAGAUCUUCUCUGUUUGAAUACUAUCUAUCUAUCUAAACCUCUGAAUAACAAACAAAUGAGCAACUGUAACGAGGAAGAGGGGAACAGUGCUGAUGUUUGAAGGCUCUGGGAGUUUGAACUGAAUGGCUAUGAUGCUGACGUCAGGCCUCUUCUUCAGCUGGUGUGGGAUGUGAACAACAGCAUGAAGAUGAGAGACACUGAGUAUGAAGCCAGAAGGCUGCUCAUCUCUCCAGAUGCCGUCCCUCCUCAUUUUCAACAUCCUAAGAUCAUCAGCCAGGCCCUGAAGUAUGCCGGGAUCCUGAACGAACAGCAGCAGAAAGGCCCCAAGUCAAAAGUGCUCUGCCCAAUGGAAGUGGUGUUAAAAGUGCUUCCAAAAGUCCUGCAGGGCUUCUGGUUGCCCCCUCCAAACACCUCCUUCAACAUGCCCUCCCAGCAGCUGAGUCAAAUGGCUGUUGGGGUCACAAAAGCAGUUCAGGACCAGGUAUCUAAGGCUCUGUCCUCCGUGCACCUUCAGGCCACUUUCUCCUCCUCCAUCAGAGACAACAUGGAUCUGUCUAUCCAGGAAAAGGUAAGACAGGGUUACCCUCAAGAUGUCCUGGUAAAGAGGCUCAACAGCUUUGCAGCAGAGGUGCUGAACACCAUCACUGAUGUUGCAGUGAGAGAGAUAUGUGCGCUGUUUCAGCCUCAGAUUCCACAAGCUGUUCAGACCCCCACUGAUGAACCUCCUGCACAAACUGCCAUCCAGAAUGACUUUGACAGAAGCCUGGAUGAAACUGAACCAGAACCAGACUCUGUUGGGGUUUCCACUCCACCACGUCCUCUGACCACCACUGAUGAACCUUCUGCCCACACUGCCAGUCCAGAACCAGACUCAGCUGUGGUUCCUACUCUACCAUGUACUCUGACCACCACUGAUGAACUUCCUGCCCACACUGCCAGUCCAGAACCAGAUUCGGCUGUGGUUCCUACUCUACCACAUCCCCUGAUCCCCCCUGAUGAACCUCCUGUUAACUCUGCAGUGGAGGAUAACCUCACAACCAGUGCUCAACCUCACGCACAAACUGCUGUUCAGAGUAUCUUAACCAGAAGCUUAGAUGAAACCCAGAAACAGCAAGAACCCAGUCCAGAACCAGACUAUACCUUUGUUGAUGAUGAUGCAGAGGCCAGUACCAGCUCUACUGAAGAUGAGGAGCCUGGUCUGCAGGAGGAGAUCAAAGAAAUGAUCUCUGCUGUCAUUACUACCCUACCAGCUCCAGCUAAACCUUCUGCCCAUAUUGUAAUCCAGAAUGUCUUCAACAGAAGCCUGGGUGAAACUGAGAGACAUACAGAAUCAGACUCUGUUGUGGUUUCUACUUUUACAGCAGUCAAAAAGACAAACAAGAGCAAAUUCAGAUGUUUUGUGAAUUGGCUGCAAAAAAACUGCUGCUGUUUCCCGUCUGGAGACAACGAAGUGAACUGAAAUUUCCCUCUGUGAAAACUUUGUGUAGAGAUGUGGUGUUUGUUUUUUUUAUUGUUCAUUUCACUUGUUGUAAAUAA